Fusarium graminearum PH-1 is the source of this 489-nucleotide messenger RNA. RefSeq lists its product as uncharacterized. NCBI's taxonomy places the organism in Eukaryota, Fungi, Ascomycota, Sordariomycetes, Hypocreales, Nectriaceae. The record is from RefSeq and is a predicted model, not a curated record. The transcript is spliced from 4 exons. The coding region runs from base 1 to 489 and encodes 162 amino acids.
AUGUCACACAAAACUGGUCAAUCCGACGAGACUUGUCACUUUGGUGGUGGCGCGGCUCUGUUUUCCAUUGCUCUCGUUGCUGCAAGUCAACGUAGUACAAACGGGCCCCAAUUGGCUCGGAGGAGCCUCCCUGAGCUAGAGGCAGCAGCAUGUGGUGGUAAAGGGUUGUUGUACAGGAAAAGGUUCAUGUCAAGUCAUUCAAAAGUCACUCCCAUUCUGAAUGGUUACGACAGGGCGAAAAGAGAAGCCAACGAAGACGAAAGGAAAAGGGAAAAAAGGGGGGCGUCUACCAACAGAACCUACCAUCUCACCCCUCAGGGCCCAAAAUCAGAGAGAGAGAGAGGGUGGUCAUCUCAUGGAUCGCAAGCCACAGCCCAGAGCCAGGGCAGGGCAGCCGCCAACGCCGGACUUCGACGCCCAUUAGGUGUGGACCCACCUUUCAAACCCCUGGGAGUCGAGGCUGAUGCUCCCAUGCGUCUGUGCGUUUAG